AUGAAUAAAACAUACGGGUGCACGUUCUGCAAGCGUAAAUUCUCCAACGCUCAAGCUUUGGGAGGGCACAUGAACGUCCAUAGGAAGGAUCGGGCGAGGCUCGUCUCCCACGAGAACUUGUUCUCGUUGGGCCCCACCGACAAGGUAACGAAUUCCGAACAUGAGAAUAUCGUGGACCGAGAAAAUGAGACCAAGAAGAAGAAUUUUGAUGGUGAAAUUGAUAGCGUUCGUCCGAUUCCAAGUUUCGAAAAGGGUUUGAAACGACGUCGUUUUGAAGAGCCAGCGUGGUCACCGGGAAGUAGUGUCUUCGAGGUCGACCUUGAACUUAGGUUAGGACAUCAUUCAAGAGCCUCUUAG
Molecule: messenger RNA, 357 nt
Organism: Striga hermonthica
Lineage: Eukaryota; Viridiplantae; Streptophyta; Magnoliopsida; Lamiales; Orobanchaceae
Source: the annotation of a GenBank genome assembly